GUGGGCAGCCUUGAGUCCGUUUUAUUUCCAGAUCGCCUGUACCCGAAGCGUUCAUCCUCAUUCCCUUUUCGUAUCCGAGUUCCGUAAGCGACAAUCGGUAACCAUCAUGUCGGCCCGCGAGCGCUUCGACUGCCAUUACUGCAAAGAUUCCCUCUUGGGGAAGAAGUACAUCAUGAAAGAGGACACGCAGUACUGCACCAAGUGCUACGAGAGCCUGUUUGCCAACUGCUGCCAGAGCUGCUCCAAGCCCAUUGGCGCCAACUGCAAGGACCUGUCCUACAAAGACCGUCACUGGCACGAGGAAUGCUUCAAGUGCAGCAAGUGCAGCCGCUCUCUGGUGGAGAAGGCCUUCUCCGCCAAGGAUGAUCUGAUGCUGUGCACCGAGUGCUACGCCCAUGACUACUCGUCCAAGUGCGCCACCUGCAAGAAGACGGUCAUGCCAGGUUCCCGCAAAAUGGAGUUCAAGGGCAACAGCUGGCAUGAGACGUGCUUCCUGUGCCACCGCUGCCAGCAACCCAUCGGAACCAAGUCCUUCAUCCCAAAAGACGAUGGAUUCUACUGCGUGGGUUGCUUCGAGAAGCAAUUUGCCUAUCAGUGCUGCGCUUGCAAGAAGUCCAUCAAGACGGGCGGCGUGACGUACCAGGACAAACCGUGGCACCGCGAGUGCUUCCUGUGCAUCGGCUGUAGGAAGCAGCUGUCGGGCCAGCGCUUCACUUCAAGGGAAAACUACCCGUACUGCCUGGAAUGCUUCAGCGAGCUCUACGCCAAGAAGUGCGUGGGAUGCACCAAGCCCAUCACGAGUCUGGCUGGGGCCAAGUACGUCUCGUUCGAGGAGCGUCAGUGGCACAGCGAGUGCUUCGCGUGCGGGCAAUGCUCCAUAUCCCUGGUGGGCCGAGGCUUCCUCAGCCAGCGUGACAACAUCCUGUGCACUGACUGCGGACGCGAGAAGUGAUGCGACAGCUUUGCGCAAUGUCGCAU
This is a messenger RNA of Hippocampus zosterae (dwarf seahorse), 978 nucleotides long. It is a transcript of the gene fhl5, whose product is annotated as four and a half LIM domains 5. The record is from RefSeq and is a predicted model, not a curated record. NCBI's taxonomy places the organism in Eukaryota, Metazoa, Chordata, Actinopteri, Syngnathiformes, Syngnathidae. The transcript is spliced from 5 exons. Gene Ontology annotation, cellular component: Z disc; nucleus. Gene Ontology annotation, molecular function: transcription coregulator activity. The coding region runs from base 107 to 952 and encodes 281 amino acids.